Messenger RNA from Styela clava, 1482 nucleotides. Its product is annotated as cytochrome P450 2U1-like. The record is from RefSeq and is a predicted model, not a curated record. Lineage: Eukaryota; Metazoa; Chordata; Ascidiacea; Stolidobranchia; Styelidae. Gene Ontology annotation, cellular component: intracellular membrane-bounded organelle; cytoplasm. Gene Ontology annotation, molecular function: heme binding; iron ion binding; steroid hydroxylase activity. Gene Ontology annotation, biological process: xenobiotic metabolic process.
AUGUGGAUUGAACUUUUUGAUUAUACAAAUGUUUUAGCUAUCCUAGCUGCCUCAAUAUUCUGGUUUUCUUUGCGAAGAAAACCCCAAAACUUUCCUCCUGGUCCCCGAGGUCUUCCUUUUGUCGGUUACAUUCCGUUUAUGGAGAAGAAUCCCGCAGAAACUUUUAUGAAAUUGAAAGAGAAAUACGGAUCGGUUGUUUCUGUUCAAUUCGGACAAGAAGAUUGGGUCAUUCUAAAUGAUUAUGACACCAUUAGCGAGGCAUUUGUAAAACAAGGACAAAAGUUUUCCGGGCGGCCAUACAAUCUUUAUUUCGAGCUGAUAACCAAAGGCCGCGGGUUCUUGACAAUGGAUUAUGGAUCAACAUGGAAAGAUUUGAGCAAAUUUGGCCAUGCCACAUUGAAAGAAAUGGGCAUGGGCAAGAAACGUAUGGAAACAAAUGUUAAUGAAGAAUUGAGAUUCUUGAUUGAGAGUUUGACAUCAAGCAACGGAGAGAGCAUUCGUAUGAAAUUGAAUCUCGCUGUAUCCAAUAUGGUUUGUCGGAUAGCGUUAGGUUCCAGGCUUGAAUACCACGAAAGCAAAUUCAAGCAUAUGAUCGAAACGUUUAUGAAACAAUCUGAAGACACUUCUCAUUCACAUAUGUUAUUUGCUGUUUCCUUGGCUCCCUUUUUACGUUUUAUUCCUCCGUUCAGCAAUGUUGUGAAAAUUACAUCUGAGGAAGCAGAGUGUCUUAUGGCAUAUCUACGUGAAUUUGUAGAAGAACACGAAUCGAACUUUGACGAUUCAGACAUCCGGGACUUUAUUGAUGCAUUUCUGAAUGAAAUGAAGAAACGAGGAAAAGAUGAUGAUGCUUUUAACAAAAUUCAACUCAUUAGAUACGUUCGUGAUAUUUUCCAUGCGGGAUCAGUUACAACCAGCGGAACGUUGACUUGGGGUUUGCUGGCUCUGGUCUGCUACCCAAAAUACCAAGAAAAAAUCGCAGGAGAAGUAUUGGCAAUCUUGGGUGAAGAAGGUGUUCCUUCAAUGGAGCAUAGAGAUAAAAUGCCUUACACCAGUGCUUUCAUACAAGAGCUAAUUAGACUUAAAACUUUGGCCCCCCUAGGUGUAUUCCAUAAAAACAACGAAGAAACUAAUAUCAAUGGAUACACUAUCCCGAUCAAUACAACGAUUGUUCCAAACAUCUGGGCAGUUCAUUACGACACCAAAUAUUUUGAAAAUCCGAGAGAGUUUCGACCUGAGAGAUUUCUCGACAGUGACGAAAAAUUUUGCAGAUCAAAUCACGUGAUUCCAUUUUCGAUCGGCCUUCGACAUUGCAUGGGAGAACAACUUGCAAGAAUGAAGCUAUUCGUAUUUCUGACGGGAAUUAUACAAAAGUUAAAAGUGUUGCCAGAUCCUGUCAAGCCCCUUCCUUCAUUCUAUAACGGUGCAUUUUGUAUGGGCACAUACGAGCCACCUCACUUCGAUGUUGUUUUUGAACGACGAUGA